Salvelinus namaycush (lake trout) is the source of this 2530-nucleotide messenger RNA. Its product is annotated as A disintegrin and metalloproteinase with thrombospondin motifs 2-like. Lineage: Eukaryota; Metazoa; Chordata; Actinopteri; Salmoniformes; Salmonidae. Gene Ontology annotation, cellular component: extracellular matrix. The record is from RefSeq and is a predicted model, not a curated record. Gene Ontology annotation, molecular function: metalloendopeptidase activity. Bases 2 to 2077 code for a protein of 691 amino acids. The transcript has 14 exons. Gene Ontology annotation, biological process: extracellular matrix organization.
UAUGGAGCAUGACGGCCAGGGGAAUCGCUGUGGAGACGAGGUGCACAUGGGGAGCAUCAUGGCCCCGUUGGUUCAAGCUGCCUUCCACCGCUUCCACUGGUCCCGCUGUAGCCAGCAGGAGCUAGGACGAUACCUACAAUCCUACGAGUGUCUUCGUGAUGACCCCUACGAACAUAACUGGCCGUCCCUGCCCAGACUUCCUGGUCUGCACUACUCCAUGAACGAACAGUGUCGCUUCGACUUCGGCGUGGGCUACAUGAUGUGCACCGCGUACCGGACGUUUGACCCCUGCAAACAGCUGUGGUGCAGCCACCCUGACAACCCCUUCUUUUGCAAGACCAAGAAAGGACCACCCAUCGAUGGCACCAUGUGUGGGGAUGGGAAGCACUGCUUCAAAGGUCACUGUAUCUGGCUAACCAUUGACAUGAUAAAGCAGGAUGGUGGGUGGGACAUGUGGAGCCAGUUUGGGUCCUGUACUCGUACCUGUGGAGGAGGGGUGCAGUUUAGAACCCGAGAAUGCAAAAGCCCCAGGCCUGCUAAUGGAGGUCGUACCUGUCUGGGGACUAACUACCAGUUCCAGCUGUGUAACAGCCAGGAGUGUGAGGAGCUGUACAGUGACUUCAGGGAGGAGCAGUGCCGUAGCUUGGACCCUGAGUUUGAGUUCCACAACAACAAGCACCACUGGCUGCCUUAUGAACACACGGAACCUAAGCAGCGCUGCCACCUCCAUUGCCAGUCCACGGAAACCCGAGACAAGAUCAACAUGCAGAGGCUGGUCCAAGACGGCACGCGCUGCUCAUAUAAAGACCCCUACAGCGUGUGUGUGCGCGGGGACUGUGAGAAAGUGGGCUGUGACGGCGUGGUAGGGUCCUCCCAACAGGAGGAUAAAUGUGGCGUCUGUGGAGGAGACGACUCCAGCUGCAAGAUCAUCAAGGGCAACUUCACUCGCAGUGCCAAGAAACAAGGUUUCCUCAAAGUACUUGAAAUCCCUCGAGGGGCGAGACACCUACUAAUCCAAGAGAUUAAGCCAACCGCACACAUCCUAGCGGUGAAGAACCAGGCAUCAGGACAGUUCUUCCUGAAUGCGGAGGGAGACCUCCCAGAAUCCCGUGCGGUCAUAGAGAAGGGUGUGGAGUGGGAAUACAUGAAUAAUGACCAUGACAAGGAGACACUACAGACCAACGGACCACUCAGACACGGAGUCCUCAUCAUGGUGCAGUCCCAUGGAGAUGCCAAGGUGACCCUUUCCUAUAAGUACAUCAUCCACAUGGACCUGCUGUCCGCAAUAGAGAACAACAUGCUGCUGGAUGACUCCUCCUUCUACGAGUGGGCCCUGAAGAAAUGGUCCUUCUGCUCCAAGCCCUGUGGGGGAGGUAAGCAGUAUACCCGGUUCGGCUGCAGAAGGAGAGCGGACAGUAAGAUGGUCCACCGACGCUACUGUGAGAACAUCAAGAAGCCUCGCGCCAUCAGCAGAGACUGCAACCAGAAGGAGUGCUCACAGCCCAUCUGGGAGGAUGGUCCGUGGGAGCCAUGCAGUAAGACGUGCGGUAAAACAGGGUACCAGGUGAGGUCCGUUCGCUGUGUUCAGCCCUUAGACAGCGGAAACAAGCGCUCCAUUCACAGCAAGUACUGCAAUGACGACCGGCCUGAGGCACGCAGGCCCUGCAACAGAGAGCUCUGCCCUGCACAGUGGAGAGUAGGGCCCUGGUCACAGUGCUCGGUGACGUGUGCCAAUGGGACACAGCAGAGGCAAGCAUUGUGUCACACGCGUGACAACACCAUCGGUCUCUGCCUGGACAGCAAGCCAGACACCAUCCGCAUCUGUCGCCUGGCGCCAUGUCCCAGAGGCUCGUCGGACCUGAAUAAGAACGGCAACAUCCUGAUCCAGUGGCUGUCCCGUCCUGACCCAGACUUGCCCUACCAGAGAAACAGCUCACGUAAAAAACCAUCCCUUUAUAGCUCUGGGCCCAACCUCCGGUGCAUGGCGGUCCUGACCUGGACCUUGCCCUCUCUCUCUGUCCUCUUCACCCUGCAACAGGCCUGGGCUAGGGGCCCCGGGGGCAGGCUUACCCCCUGACCACCCCCCACCCCUCCCCCCCUGUCCGUGCCUGUGGCCGCGCCCGCGAGCGAGCGCCAGCUUUUCGCUUCUCUUUUGGGGCGUGUGUGUCUCUCUCUCUCUGUGUCUGAGACAGCUCUGAUUGGGGGAGGUCUCUGGCUCCUGUGUGCUGAUUGGUUGGUUGGUUCUCUCUUGCUCUGUCUCUCUCUUCUCUUAUCUCUCUCUCUCCUUUGUGGAGCAUUGUGUUGUAACCGCUGGCCAGUCGAAACUAAAAAGAAAAACAUUUAAACAUUGAAGAGAAGGUGGAAAUGGAAAAAGACAAGCAGGUUUGAUUGGCGGCUCUUAGUGGCAUGGUUGAGCCAGUGAGUCAUGAGAGGCCCCUCUGUUUGGCGGCCAUGUUUUGCGCGAGCUAGUUGCGAGUCGUCAUGGUUCACACUCCUGAGAUGCGGGCGCAAUUUUUUUUGUCACCGCGCC